CACACCCAUAAGCCAACAAAAGAAAAUGUUCUUAGCUUAGCAAAACCCUAACACCACUAAAAGGUCUCCCGCCUCCCCCAUUCACCCCAUUAAGCCUUCACCUUUUAUUCUUUUUUAGCAAUGGAGAUAAUCAACACUAAAACCCCCUCGUUUGCACGAGCUGAGUCCUCAUCAGAGACACACGCCAUCAACGGCAAGACCAAGUCUUUGUUACUCCUCAAGAACUGCAGCAGCAAUAUCAUCUAUCACCAUUAUCAUCAGGAAAUGGUGGUUUCCUACAAAGAGUGCCUCAAAAACCAUGCGGCAAGCUUGGGUGGACAUGCCCUGGAUGGCUGUGGUGAGUUCAUGCCUAGCCCUACCGCUAACCCAACUGACCCUGCCUCCCUCAAAUGUGCUGCCUGUGGCUGCCAUCGCAACUUCCACCGCCGUGACCCUUAUGAUGGUCCUGCUUUCAUCCACCAUCUGCCACCGCCACCUAAUCCUAGUUCAAGUCCAAGCCCAACCCAUAGCGCAGGUCCGAGCCCUAGCCCAACCUAUACCCCACCAUCACCAGUCCCAUACUCUUACUACUCUUCUGCACCCCACAUGCUGAUGGCCCUGAGCACAGGCUACUCAGGGCCGUUGGAUGAGUACCAUCAUCACCUCAACCACUCCAAUCCCACAGUAGGAAGGAUAGUGAACAACAACAACAACAACAAUUCAAGUGGGAGAAAGAGGUCAAGAACAAAGUUUAGCAAGGAACAGAAAGAAAAGAUGCAUGCUUUUGCUGAGAGGCUUGGUUGGAGGAUGCCAAAGAGUGAAGAAAGAUUGAUAGAAGAGUUUUGCAAUGAAGUUGGAGUCGAUAGAGGAGUUCUCAAGGUUUGGAUGCACAACAACAAGAACACUUUUGGCAAGAAAGAGAUAUUAGCAGUUUGUAAUCUCAAUCUUGACAACAACAACAGUGAAGAUAAUGGAAAUGGCAAUGCUUUUGAUUCCAAUAGUGACAUCCCUAACAAUGAGGGUAGUAUUCAGCCUUAUGUUUCCACUAAUAAUGGGUCUUCUUCAUCUUCUUAAUUUAGAAAAGAUACUGAAAUUUUCACACAAAGCAGCAGGCUUUAGUGGGUAUUAUUGUUACUGUUUUUUUCUUUUUUCUUCUGUUUGGUUUAGCUUUUUUUCAUGUUCUCAGAGUUUUUCUUUUUGUACCUUUCUUGCUGAUUAGUAAUCUAAUUAGUAGUGUUGGGAGGUGAAAGAGGAAGAGAACAGAGGAUAUGACUUGUGAGGAUAACAAUUAAAGGGAUCUGCUAAUUGAUCUUCAGACAUAUUAUAACAUAAUUCUUUGUCUUCUAGCUCAGAGUUGAUAGUUGCCUUUCCUUUCCAAUUCUCAUGCUUCAU
Messenger RNA from Durio zibethinus, 1371 nucleotides. RefSeq names its product zinc-finger homeodomain protein 11-like. Gene Ontology annotation, cellular component: nucleus. Gene Ontology annotation, biological process: regulation of DNA-templated transcription; regulation of developmental process. Lineage: Eukaryota; Viridiplantae; Streptophyta; Magnoliopsida; Malvales; Malvaceae. Gene Ontology annotation, molecular function: DNA-binding transcription factor activity; transcription cis-regulatory region binding. The record is from RefSeq and is a predicted model, not a curated record.